Rangifer tarandus platyrhynchus (Svalbard reindeer) is the source of this 747-nucleotide messenger RNA. The record is from the annotation of a GenBank genome assembly. NCBI's taxonomy places the organism in Eukaryota, Metazoa, Chordata, Mammalia, Artiodactyla, Cervidae.
AUGGCCGCGGCCGGCGGGCUCUGGAGCUGUGCGGACCCGAGUCGCUGGGCCGCGGUCUUGGAGUGCUGCGGGGUGGUGCUGCGGGCACGCGCGGGCCCCCAGGGGCGGCUGGAAGCGCUGGACCGGUACCGAGAGGAGCUACCCGCGGCUAUCGAGGCCCGCGCGGAGAAGCACGUGACACGAGACGAGCUGGAGCGGCUGCUGGAGUGGAAACUGGCGAGGGGCCGCUUCCGACCGCGCCUGCGGCAACUUGUGGCCGCCAACUCUCCGGAGCUGGUGGUGCAGCGUUCGGCCGCCGCCCUCCGCCUUCUGCCAGACAUGCACGCAGCGGUCAUGGCUCUGUGCACCCUCCGCGGCGUGGGCCCGGCUACCGCCUCGGCGGUACUGGCUGCCAGAGCUCCUGAGGCGGCAGCCUUCAUGUCUGAGGAGGCAGUGGCCGCAGUGCCCGGCCUGCCCACCCUGCAGUACACUGUCAAGCACUACUUGCUCUACCUGAGCCGGAUGCAGGAGCGUGCCACAGCCCUGAGCCAAGGCAGUGCAUCUCGGCUGUGGGCCCCACGCCGCGUGGGGAUGGCCCUGUGGACCUGGGCUGCAGGGCGGAAGAUGUGCCCGAACCUGCUGCCCAACCUGGGUCCCGGCCUGGUCCCCGCCGAGGACACCAGGCCAGCCAAGAAGCGCAGGACCCAGGCUGAGGGACUUGGCUGCGGCCCAGAGCCUGCUCACCUGCCCUGUGAUCUCAGGCCAUAA